GUUUCAGACCCAGAGUGGCGCUGGAUGGAAGCGGGUUCUGUGUUCACUCUGCCAUUCCCGGACCCGAGUGCCACUACUUGCAACCCAUCUACUUACUGAUGGUUCAUGUCCUCCUCAUCCUGUGUUUCACAGUUCAUCUAUAAACUCCUCACUCGACUACAGGUCUCAGAACUUGUAAUUCCUUCAUCUCUAAUGUCAGAAUUGUAGUUUGUAGAACAGCCUUCCCACUUCCAACCCAUCUGCAUCUCCUUGGAAAGUUCCCAUAACAACAGCGGCGGCUGUGAGGACAGGUUAGAACACAAGGCCUGGUGCAUCCCUCCAUAGGGGUCCUUGAAGCCAUUCGGGAGCCAGAGCAUCACAACCUCUAGCCGUGAGAACCCCUGAGCUACGGCAUGCGGUGUGAGUUAUUCUGUCUUCAAUGCCAUUGUCAUCUGCCUCUGCGAACAGGGCUGAGGCAAUGGGAAGAGAAGACAAAACACCUGAUCCAGACAUGAGAGUGUUGGUCACGAGUGACUGUCCUCCCCUUUCUCAUUGUGGACACGAUGUCUUCCCUUCUGUGCUCAUCACCUGAAGAAGUGACCAGAGGGCUGUGAGCAUCCUUCUAGCCUCAGCUGCUGGAGCCAAAGAAGACGAGAUGUGGAAGUCUGUAGUGGGGCAUGAUGUGUCUGUUUCCGUGGAGACCCAAGGUGAUGACUGGGAUACAGACCCUGACUUUGUGAAUGACAUCUCCGAGAAGGAGCAGCGGUGGGGAGCCAAGACCAUCGAGGGCUCUGGACAGACAGAGCACAUCAACAUCCACCAGCUGAGGAACAAAGUGUCCGAGGAACAUGACAUUCUCAAGAAGAAGGAAUUGGAGUCGGGGCCUAAAGCAUCCCAUGGCUAUGGAGGCCGGUUUGGAGUGGAAAGGGACCGGAUGGACAAGAGUGCUGUGGGCCACGAAUAUGUCGCUGAUGUGGAGAAACACUCUUCUCAGACUGAUGCUGCCAGAGGCUUUGGGGGCAAAUAUGGAGUUGAAAGGGACCGGGCAGACAAGUCAGCAGUGGGCUUUGAUUACAAAGGAGAAGUGGAGAAGCACGCAUCUCAGAAAGAUUACUCUCAUGGCUUUGGUGGCCGCUAUGGAGUAGAGAAGGAUAAACGGGACAAAGCAGCUCUAGGAUAUGACUACAAGGGAGAGACGGAGAAGCACGAGUCUCAGCGAGACUAUGCCAAGGGCUUUGGUGGCCAAUAUGGAAUCCAGAAGGACCGAGUGGAUAAGAGUGCCGUUGGCUUCAAUGAAAUGGAGGCCCCGACCACAGCUUAUAAGAAGACCACCCCCAUAGAAGCCGCGUCCAGUGGUGCCCGUGGGCUGAAAGCAAAAUUUGAGUCCAUGGCUGAGGAGAAGAGGAAGCGAGAGGAAGAAGAGAAGGCGCAGCAGAUGGCCAGGCAGCAACAGGAGCGAAAGGCUGUGGGGAAGAUGAGCCGCCAAGCGCAGCAGCCACCGAGGCCUGUGGAAGAGCCAGCAGUGCCAGCCCCAGUGCCAGCCCCAGUGCCGGCCCCAGUGCCCAAGAAGAUCUCCUCAGAGGUCUGGCCUCCAGCAGAGAGUCACCCACCCCCAGAACCUGAACCCAUGAGAAGCAUAAAAGAACACCCCGUUCCCUCUCUGCCCAGGAUGCAGACUCCACCACAGAAUCCCCUGGAGGACGAGGAGCCCCCAGCCCUGCCGCCUAGGACUCCCGAAGGCCUCCAGGUGGUGGAAGAGCCAGUGUAUGAAGCGGAGCCUCAGCAGGAGCCCGAGAACGACUAUGAGGACGUUGGGGAGCUUGAUCCGCGGGAGGAGGAAGAGGGAGACUAUGAGGAUGUGCUGGAGCCCGAGAUCACCCCUUCUCUGUCCUACCAGGCUGGAUCAUCUGCCGAGGCUGGUGGUACAGGGACCUCUGCUGUAGCCCUGUAUGAUUACCAAGGAGAGGGAAGCGAUGAGCUCUCCUUCGAUCCAGAUGACAUCAUCACUGACAUUGAGAUGGUGGAUGAAGGCUGGUGGCGGGGCCGUUGCCAUGGCUACUUUGGACUCUUUCCUGCAAACUAUGUCAAGCUCCUCUAGUGAGCAGCCCAAUUGUCUUUUGUUACUCCAAUUCCCUAGGUUCAAAACGGCUCUGCCUCCUCCUACCCACUCCACAGGACUGCUGAAAAGGACCUAAUAGCAUGCCAUGGAGCACCUGGGUUCAGACAGACCUCCCUCUCCUGCUUUAUUAAGAGCUUUAGGUAGAGGCAGCACAAGGCAGGGGCCUUCCCUCUGCAUCCACUCUUCCCUGGAAUAACUCAUAGCAUCAUCUGUGGUCCUGCCUCCUUCCCAACACCCCCCUCUGCUCUCCUCCCUCUUGAGUGCUGGCAUUCCCCUGUAUGCUAGCCAUCAGGGAAGCUCUUGCUAGGCAGCGUGAUUUUGCCUGGUUGUGCUUUUUUGCUCAUUUUUCUUCCCAUAAGAUAGAAAUUGGAACUGUCUUUUCUGUUUAGACAUAAAACUGAGAAUAAAGCGAGACUGUGGCUUUGAACACUU
Messenger RNA from Alexandromys fortis (reed vole), 2530 nucleotides. RefSeq names its product hematopoietic cell-specific Lyn substrate 1 (gene Hcls1). The transcript has 14 exons. The record is from RefSeq and is a predicted model, not a curated record. Lineage: Eukaryota; Metazoa; Chordata; Mammalia; Rodentia; Cricetidae. Gene Ontology annotation, cellular component: plasma membrane; site of polarized growth; actin filament. Bases 635 to 2077 code for a protein of 480 amino acids. Gene Ontology annotation, biological process: regulation of actin filament polymerization. Gene Ontology annotation, molecular function: actin filament binding.